UAAUAGUUGAGGGACCAACUGUAGUUUGGAUGUAAAGCGCGAGCGCGAGCGGGGGAUCGUCUCUCUCUCGAAGAAUCCGCGUUGAGAACUGGAACUCGCUCCGUUUUGUCUCUGUGAAUUUAAUUUUUCCAGUGAUCCGAAUCUCUCCACUCUUUCUCACCACCUCGCGAACCUCAAAUCAUUGGUGGAGACGCUUCAGAAGUCCAGAGGUUACGGCCUCAGGUCCUUCUUCACCCGCCGUUUCGCGACUAAUUCGGUGUCUCAAGUCGCGGGUUCAAUCGAGUCGGAGAUUCAAGCCUGGAUUGACCGCGAGAGCUUGGAGACUCUGGUUCGAGCUCUUAAAGAGCCCUCAAUCGACGAGAACGAAUCGAUUAAGCUACUGACUCAGUUCGAAAAUCGACUUGAUCAAGGCUUCAACCGCGAGCUACAGGAUCUCAUGCUCAAAUCCAAGGUGUUUUCGCUGCUCGAAUCGAUCGUUUGCAGCCCUAAUUUCUCGAAAACGAUCCGAGAGCACUCAGCGUACGCGAUUGGGGCUAUGGUCCGUUUCAACAAAGACGUAUUCGUCGGUCAAGUACUAACGGGACCCACGAUUCACGCUCUAGUUCAAAUGGCCUCCUCGCACUCAUUAAAAGUCCUCUGUUCCUUGAUCAGAUUGAUUAGGUCUCCGCUGGUCGAGGAGAUCGAGUCAAACGGCGACAUACCAAAAAUCAUAAGCUUAUUGAAUUGCCAAGACCUACAAAUUAGGGUACUAGCGAUGGAUUGCAUUGUUGAAAUCGGUUAUUUUGGGCGAAAAGAAGCGGUGGACACUAUGCUGGACGAGGGUCUGAUAGACAGGCUAGUGGAGUUGCAGAGGUCGGAAUUGGGCGGAGAUUUGAUCGGAUUGGGAAGGCAGACGGCGGAGGAGGGCACAGGGGUGGCCGCCGGCGAGGUGGAGGGAAGGAGAGAAGGCAGAGAAAGCAGAGAGAAGAAGUUUUUGGAGAGGCAUCCAUUUGCGAGCUGUGUAGCAAGAUUUACAGUGCAAUUGGAGGUAGGAGAGGGGCUGAGGCAGAGGGAAAAGAGGGCCAUUAAGCCUGAAAUAUUGAAGAGAGUUACAAAAGCUUGUGUUUCUGAUGCUGAGGCUGCCACUAUAAUGGCUGAGGUUUUGUGGGGUUCUAGUCCUUGAAUUUCAGAUCAGAUGGAUAAGGUAAGUCACCAUUUAAUUUGUUUUAGGGCUGGGAUGUUGAUCUCUGUGGAUAUGUGCAUCUAAGAAUUUCAUGUUAGAAUCUAAUAAAUCAAAUUUAUGUAAUUAGAAAUAGUUGACUGAAAUAAUAUUUAUGUAAUUAGAAAUCGGUAAUUGCUGGAUUAACUAUUUUGAUUGAAAUAGUUUAUUUUUGAAAAA
Messenger RNA from Momordica charantia (bitter melon), 1378 nucleotides. RefSeq lists its product as uncharacterized. The record is from RefSeq and is a predicted model, not a curated record. NCBI's taxonomy places the organism in Eukaryota, Viridiplantae, Streptophyta, Magnoliopsida, Cucurbitales, Cucurbitaceae.